AUGAAUUGUUUUGGACCAAUUAAUACGUCCUUGGUCCUGAGACUGGACUUCCAAACACUAGGGCCCAACAGUAAUAAAGGUUGUCCCAUCACCAUAUGCCAAGGCCCCAAUUCCAAAGGCAAGAGAUGCAACACAUUCUGCUGGAAGAAGGGGUAUUCAAAAUUCCCAUUGUCCUCACCCUCUGUUACCACAACACCUUCAUUUCCUGCACCGUCACAGGCAUUCUGGAUUCCUCCCUGCCACAUAUUCAAAAUCACUGUUGUCCCCACCUUCCACUACUGCACCAGUGCCUUCAUUGCCUCUGCCAUCACAGGCUUCCAGGUCCACUGCAUCUUUCCCUGCCACACCACAAGCUAUCGGAGGAAGUGCUGUUUCUGUUGCAAGCAUUGUAUCACCAAGGGUGGCUGUGGUUCCAGGACCCAUACCAGUGCCCUUUCUUCAUCCACACCUACAUGCCCAAACCCCAUCCUUGCUCAACUGAGUAGCUCUUGCCCUGCCUCUCCCUCACUUACCCAACCUCCUUUGUCAAUGACUGGUGCUGGUGAUGUGCCACUUUUCCCAGCAGUACCUUCUCCUUCCCCUACCUUUGACCCUCAGAGCCUUGAUGCUUGGCCAAAUCCACGCUUCAACUCCCACAUGCCCAGUGAUGUGCCAGUCAUUGACUAA
Molecule: messenger RNA, 666 nt
Organism: Laccaria bicolor S238N-H82
Lineage: Eukaryota; Fungi; Basidiomycota; Agaricomycetes; Agaricales; Hydnangiaceae
Exons: 5
Coding region: 1-666 (221 amino acids)
Source: RefSeq, a predicted model, not a curated record